Fusarium vanettenii 77-13-4 is the source of this 1752-nucleotide messenger RNA. RefSeq lists its product as uncharacterized. The record is from RefSeq and is a predicted model, not a curated record. Lineage: Eukaryota; Fungi; Ascomycota; Sordariomycetes; Hypocreales; Nectriaceae. Gene Ontology annotation, molecular function: copper ion binding; oxidoreductase activity. The transcript is spliced from 4 exons. The coding region runs from base 1 to 1752 and encodes 583 amino acids.
AUGGUUAACAGCGGGACUUUCAAUCUGAAAGGUCUUGGUAAACUGAGCCAGAAAAAGACCAAUGGCAAAUCUCUGCUUGGCACCCUGCUUGCACCACUGCUGCCGUUGUUCCUCACUGACAACCCUACCCCCAAUGGCUAUCCAUGGAGCACCUUGACCUCUCACACCAACUACUACGAGGAUCACCCAAACACGGGUGUGAUUCGGAGGUAUGACUUUUCCGUCAGCCGGGGUACAAUCGCCCCGGAUGGAUACGAGCUUCCCGUUAUUCUCGUCAACGGACAGUUUCCCGGGCCCACCAUCGAGGCCAACUGGGGCGACACGAUUCAGGUGACAGUGAGCAACGACAUUGAAGACGAGGGUCUUGCCUUGCAUUGGCAUGGCCUCCAGCAGAAGAAGACGCCUUGGGAAGAUGGCGUCCCCGGUGUAACGCAGUGCCCUAUCCCACCUGGAGAGAGUUUCACCUAUCAAUUCGUGGCUGACAUGUACGGCACCACAUGGUAUCACUCUCACUACUCUGCCCAAUACUCUGCUGGUCUCUUUGGUCCCCUGGUCAUCUACGGUCCCCGUGAAAAGAAGGACUACGAUAUUGAUGUUGGUCCUGUAAUAUUGAGCGAUUGGUACCACAAGGAGUACUUUGACCUCGUGGAGGAGACCAUGCAGCCCAACGCCCCAGGCCCCGUUUUCUCAGACAGUAACCUUAUCAACGGCAAGAUGAACUUUAACUGCUCCAACGUGGAGAAGGGAGACAAGACGCCAUGCAACAACAACGCUGGCAUAUCCAAGUUCCGCUUCAAGCGCGGCAAGACGCAUCGCCUGCGCCUCAUCAACGCCGGAGGCGAGGGUCUCCAGCGCUUCUCCAUCGACGAGCACACCAUGACGGUCAUCGCCAAUGACUUUGUGCAGGUGCAGCCCUACGACACAAAGGUGGUGACACUCGGCAUCGGGCAGCGCACAGAUGUGCUUGUCAAGGCCGACGGCGAUCUAGACGCCUUCUGGAUGCGCUCCAACAUCUCUACAAAGUGCAGCCUGUCACACGCCCCGGACGCCGUGGCGGCCAUCUACUACGACGGCGCCGACAAGGACAAGCCCCCCGAGUCGCAGCCGUGGGACGCCCCGGACCCAGGGACGUGCGCCAACGAUGAUCUUGAGCUCACCAAGCCUGUCAUGCAGCUGCCACUGCCAAAGGCCGACCUGACUCUUGACCUCGAUAUUGAACUGUUUAAAAACGCGAGCAAUGUUACGCUGUGGAAGUUUGGGGGUGUUGACUUUAGGGCCAACUACAACAGCCCUACGCUGCUGCUGAGCAAGUUGGGUAACCACUCAUUCGAGGAGCAGUGGAACGUGAAGAACACGGGAGACGCCAAGAGUGUGAGGGUCAAUGUUAUAAACAAGACACCUGUCUCACACCCGAUGCAUCUGCAUGGUUUCAACAUGUAUGUCCUACAUGAAGGCCCAGGCACUUGGGACGGCACCAUCAUCAACAAGCACAAUCCCCAACGACGUGACGUUGUCCAAUUACAAGCCAACGGACAUUUAGUGAUACAGUUUGACGCAGCAGAGAAUCCAGGCGUAUGGCCCUUUCACUGUCACAUAGCCUGGCACGUUUCUGCAGGAUUCCUGGUGCAAUUCCUCACGAACCCGGACAAGGUCGAGAAGCUACGGAUCCCCAAUGUAGUGGCUGAGACGUGCCGGCAGUGGGGAUCGUGGACGCUUUCGAAUAUCCCGGCGCAGAUUGAUAGCGGGCUGUGA